Molecule: messenger RNA, 639 nt
Organism: Lodderomyces oxycetoniae
Lineage: Eukaryota; Fungi; Ascomycota; Pichiomycetes; Serinales; Debaryomycetaceae
Gene: ABG1
Product: Abg1p
Exons: 1
Coding region: 1-639 (212 amino acids)
Biological process (GO): fungal-type cell wall biogenesis; (1->6)-beta-D-glucan biosynthetic process
Cellular component (GO): endoplasmic reticulum membrane
Source: RefSeq, a predicted model, not a curated record
AUGCAAGAGCUUGAACAGUUUGGUGACACAUUUAGCUUUGAGCACGAGCCUGAAAUCUUGUCUGCCGAUCAGAUUGAUAUACUUGUCAACAAUGCCGACACUGCUGCUGAUGACUUUGUCAUCCAAGUUGUUCCUACAUUUGAAACCUAUUCCAUUAUGGAAAAGAUUGAGUCGAAAUUGGGCAAUUUGUACAAUAACUAUGACACCGUGAUUGUUUCUAAAAGAGACAAGGAGGCAGAGAAUAAAGAGGCAGAGAAUACGCAAUCAGUCAGUGUGCUCCACCAUCUCGCUUCGGAUAGUGUCGCUUCGGAUAAUGUCGAGGCAAAGAAUGAAGCGCAACUUCAACAAGAAAUAGAAAAUGAUUUUGCUUUGGCUGAGAAAUUGGCCUUGGAAGAAGAUAAACUGAAUAGCCAACCAAUCACAAUUUUAGAGGAUUUCAAUAAAAUCAAUUCAACUACAACUCAGCCAAAUAAUCUCUUCACAAACUAUCAGUUUUUUACACCUGGUAUUUGGUCGGGAUUGAUAAUUUCCGGUUUCUUGUUACUAAUCUUGUAUGCUGCUAUUGAUUGGUUAUCUUCUUUAGAGCUUACCUACGCCUCGUUUGAGAAACAAGUUGACUUUGACAAAAAGAAUGAAUAA